Molecule: messenger RNA, 2063 nt
Organism: Amborella trichopoda
Lineage: Eukaryota; Viridiplantae; Streptophyta; Magnoliopsida; Amborellales; Amborellaceae
Product: pentatricopeptide repeat-containing protein At2g30780
Molecular function (GO): protein binding; mRNA binding
Source: RefSeq, a predicted model, not a curated record
UUAUACAAACCAAACCCUUUCGAAAAUCUGCCAUUUAUUUAUUUUUGCUCAACCGCGUUCUCUGAAAAUCGUUUAAACGAGGAUUUGCUUACCAGGCUAUCUAUUUGAACUUUUGAAGUAUGGCUGACCAUGCUAUCUAAGCUCCAAAAUCGCAUCCUUGUGCAGGUAUUGAACUGGUGUCUAGAAAAUGGCUGGCAGGAUUAGGGUUUUGCCCCUUUUCAAUCUGGUUUUAAGCCAUCAAUCAAACGUCAAUCGAUCAUUUUCUCAGGGUCCCGAGCUAGACGCGUCGAAAUCCCUAUUGCUCAAGCUACUACAAGAACCUGAUUCACGCAUCAAAACCACUUUAGAUUCACGCAAUAAUUUUACUUCAAAUGGUGAUACCCUUCUCUGCGAGUCCUUUAUCAGAGCUCUGAGGUCUUCAUCUCCCAAGAAAGCUCAACUGGUUCUAGAGUGGAAACUCGAGAAGCUUCUCAAGGAGGACACCAAAGAUCCCGAUCAGUUCUCCAAGUUAAUUUUCCUCUCUGGAAAGUUGCACAACAUCUCAUUUGCUCUGAGGACUUUCACUUUAAUGGAAACUCAAGGAACCACACCCAACACAGAUAUUUUCAAUUCUCUCAUCUCUUGUUGUGAAGCUUCUGGUUUAUUGACCAUGGCCUUAAGCCUUUUCGAAAUAAUGAGCAAGGCAGGACACUGUAAACCCAAUUUAGCCACUUAUAAUGCAAUUAUAUCUCUAUAUUCUUCUCUUGCUGAUGUCAAAAACAUGAGAACCUGGUUUUUAGCUUGCAAAAAAGCUGGCUUCUCCCCUAAUUCUGAGACUUACGAGCACCUGAUUCGAGCCUCUUUUAAGGCAAGACUAUUUGAAGAGUUUGAUAAGUAUUACGAAGAUAUACUUGCGUCUAAUCUCAUUCCAAACUUGGUCACAGUGGAGCUUAUAGUCAAAGGGCUAAGUGGAGAGAAAAACUUGGUUAGAAUCAAAAGUGUUGUUAACUCAAUUAACAGAGUUUGGCCUGUAAGCUCCUCUGUUAUUGAGGGCCUUCUGGCACUCUACAACGAGUUUGGAAUGGUUGAGGAGAUAGAGAAAUUACUGGAUUUAUCUAGCUUGGUUUCUGAAUCUGAUAUUUUAUUGCAUAUUUAUUCGAGAAUUAUAAUGCAUUAUGUAGCAGCAGAUCAGUUAGAUGAAGUGGAGUAUUCUAUUGGAAAGUUGUUAAAAGAAGGGAAGAGCUUUACUUCUUGUGGUGACAUUGAGGCAGUUAUUAGUUGUUAUUUUCGAAAUAGGGAGUAUGAGAGAUUGGAAGUGUUUUGGGAUAGGAUAACAGAAGUGUAUGAGAUCGAGGAAUCGACAUUUAGUCUCUUGGUUGCAGGGUAUAGGAGGGUUGGGAUGAGUGAGAAAGUGGAGAUGGUCAUGAAUUGGAGGAAGAGAGCUAGUCGUUCAGUUCCGGAUGUUGUGUUUAUAAGUGAAUGAUGACUGAUGGGGUAAGGUCUGCAUUGAAGCAUAUUUAUCCAGUGGUUUGAGAGAGAGAGAGAGAGAGAGUGCAUUCAAGAACUCGGGAUCGGAUCUGGUGUGAAAGCCUCCUGAUAUGGAUUUGGUUGUCAAGAGUGGUGCUAUGGACUUGGUCCCACUUGCACAUUGGAAAAAAGAUAAAAUAUUUUUAUGAUCCUAGAAAUGGUUGGAAAUGGGCCUCUGUCUAAGUAGGAGAAAAUGUCCCAUCCCAGUGGUGCAAAAUGACAUUACAGGGCACUGCCCCUGCUUGGCUAACCAGGGCCUUGACUUCAUGGGGGUCUGAGUACUUACUUUGCUGGGCUAACCCACAGAGAGAGAGAUGGCUCUCUCUGGGUAAGGAGAGAGAAGGUGAAAAAUUAGAAUACAUUGCUUCGGCCCUGCUCGGCUAGCCAAAGCUUAGCAAGGGUUUGACUUCGUGGUGGGGUGAGUACUUACCUGCUGGGCUACACACACCACAUAGUGAGAGAUCAUAAUUUUUUGUUCUUUUUGUGAACAUUCAAAAUGACUAGCUUUUUACAUUGACAGUUUUAGUUAUGCACCUGAUUAUAUGUAGUUAAGUUGU